AUGCACCUCGCCACCACCCCGCCCAACGCUGGUUCCCCCCAACUCUCAGACCCGAGCACGCAGGCCGAGGGGGCACUUGUCAUCCAACCCGAAGCAGCUCCACCUCCGGAGCCCCAAUCGCUGAGCCGCAGCCACGACCCUCCCCGGCCUCCCGAUGGCGAGCGCCAAGUGCCAACCCCAUCGCCACCCCGGGGCCAAGACACAGACCCCCCUGGAAGCUCAGGCAAGCAGACAACGUGGUCCCAGCGAGCACCCUCCAAGGAGCCCACGCUGACAACUCUCCCCGGAGCUCGCUCUCGCACAGAUACACACACACACAAACACAUGCAAACACACACACGCGGGUUCCCUUCCAGCGUGCACACGGCUUCCCACCCACCCACUGUGGACACUCCCCUGGCCCGACUUGACAACCGCACCCCAAAGCCCCCCCGCACGCUGUACUCACGCAAAGCCCCGGGAGCUGUGCCUUCUCCCACGGCCCCCCGAAACUCGCUCCACGCCACGCGUGGCACACGGCGCAGAGCGAGCCACGGCCCCGCACGCGCGCGCUCCUUCCCUCGCCACCUCGCCACGGCGGGCCCCGACGCCCCGAAAAGCUGUCACGGCCCCCCCGAACCCCCACGCCGCCACGUGCGCCCGCCCCGCCCGCCCAGCCCUGCGCGGGCCAAUAACGGGCUGUUGCUGGGGGCGCCCCGAGAGCCGCCCCCCGUCGCCGCCUCCCCCCACCGCGGGGACGCGCGCACGCCUCCGCCCGGGGCAGCCCGGGUCGCCCUCUUUCCCGGGGCCCGCGCCGGGCCGCCGCCAGUGGGCGCUGCCGAGCCCCGCGCCCCAUUGUUUGUAAACAAACCCGCCGGAGCGCUCCCGCACCUGUGCUCCGGGACGCACCGAGGCGCGCGCCCCUCUUCCCCCGGACUCCCCACCCGGACGCCCCGAGAGCCGAGAACCCCCGGGAUCGGGGUGCAGGGGGAGGGAGCGGAGGGACGAGCGCGCAAAAAUAAAAAUAAAAAUAAAAAUCAAGGCAGCGCGCUUUCGCCUUCGCCUUUGGCGCCAAGGUGCGCCCUCCGAGUGCUCCGGUCACCUCCUCCUGGACGCCCACCCACCCAGCCUGGCGCCUCGUCGCCGCCGGCUCGGAAAGGUGAGGUUGGGAAGGGGCUUUCCGCCCACCCGCACUCACCCCGGGGGCAUGAACACGCCGGAGGGGUUGGCGAUGGGGCGCGCGCGUUGGGCUUCCUUGCUGGGGUGCGGCGGCGGCGGCGGCUGCGGCGGAGGAUCGAAGCCCGGGGGCGGCUCAGGAUCAGGAUCAGGCUUCGGUGUAGGGUUAGGGCGCUGCUGCUCCAGCCGAUCGGGCCGUGGCGGCUGCUUCUGCGUGCUCGCCUGGGUCGGUCUGGAUCACUGCCGCGCCGCCGCUGCCCGCUGGCAUGUGGCUCGAACCAGCGCGUCUCCCCCGCUGCCCGGCGGCGCUCCCGGGCCAGCUCGGUGGCCGCCCCGCCCCGCCCCGCCCCGCGUGACGACGACGCCCCGCCUCCCGCGGGCGAGUCCGGACUUGCCAGCGCGCCGCACCCCCAAAGCCACCUUCGGCGCGGGGGGUUCCCCCUGCAGCGCCCCAGCGCCCCCCGGGCACCCACGAUCGCACCGGACACCCCUUGGCACACGCCCUGUUGGACACCCCUCUCCGGCCAACAGGGGAUUUACGCGCAGGGGGCGCUGCUGCGCAGUUCCCGGGUGGAAGGCACCGAAGCUACUCGCUCCCCAAACUCGCGCUUCCAGCCCAAGCCUGGUCCGCCAGCACGGUCCCACGGACUUGGACAAACACGCAACUCGCGCGCGAGGCGCACACACGGCCCGCCCUCCCUCCCUCCGCGGAGCGCGCGCGCACGCGCCAGGCACCCCGCGCACCCCGCUCCCGGGCCAGCUGUUGACGCGCGCUCCUCGGCCACGCAGCACCCAAUCCAUACCCAAGUCAGGGCCCCUCGAGGUCACCAGGGAAAGUCUCCCGGCCUCGCCUCGCCUCGCCGUGCACCAGCUCCACGCACCCCACCCGGGCUGUCCACACUCCCACGAGCCACACCACCGCCAAGGGCGGCUGGAUGGAGCCCCGGGCACACUGGCACAGACAUGCCCGGGCAGACCCUGCCCCUGCAGGACCCGCCGGGAGGGGAGAUGGAGAUGGGGAGCCCCCACCCCGGGAGAGGACGCGCGUGGGGUGCGGGCGGGCGCGGCGGGCGCGGGUCCGAGCGGCCGGCGGCGGGCGCGGGCGAAGGUUGCGGCUCCCUCCCGGCGCGCGGGGAGCGGCGGGGGCGCGGCGCUGUUGCUGGGGUCCGCCGGCCCUGCCUGCGCGCGCCCCGCAUCCUCCGCGGCCAGCCAGUGAGCGGUACCCGCCGCCGUUGCCAGGGGAAACUCGCCGCCCCGUUACCCGGCAACAGGCCGGGCCCAACCAGGCGCCAGUUCGGGGCCCGGCCCCGCCUGCCGCUGCCCGCCGCGCGCCCAAUGGCAGGCGGGCAGAGCCGGCCCGGCGCCCGGAGACGGCGCGCGCGCUCAUUGGCCCGCCCGGAUCUGGGGGAGCCCUCGGCGAGGGGGCGGGGAGCGAGCGGGCCCCGGGGAGCUGCUAGAGAGCCAGCGAGCGACGAGAGAGCCAGCGAGCGAGCGGCGGAUCGGGCCUGCUGCGGGCCCGGGGCCGGGCGGUGGCACCCCGGCCCACCCACCUCCAGGGCACCCCAAUCUCGAAGCCCCAGUCGGCCCCGGAACGCUUGA
This is a messenger RNA of Suncus etruscus (white-toothed pygmy shrew), 2754 nucleotides long. RefSeq names its product collagen alpha-1(I) chain-like. The record is from RefSeq and is a predicted model, not a curated record. Lineage: Eukaryota; Metazoa; Chordata; Mammalia; Eulipotyphla; Soricidae. Bases 1 to 2754 code for a protein of 917 amino acids. The transcript has 5 exons.